UGUGCAGAACAAACUGUGUAUGCGGAAUCAAAACAAAUAACUUUUACGGGUUUCCGUUUUCAUUAGACUAGCAGUGUUGAUAUAUUUAUGCAACGCUCAACUUCCUCCGUCACCGUAGUUUCGAUUAAGUAUUUUUUUCCCCGUUGCUUGUUAUUUGAUCUUCCUGCCUUUCUUUGAACAAGUAUGUCACAGGAGAGUCAGCAUGGCAAGUGGACUAUAUCAGAUAGUGAAGACGAGGACAACAUUAUUCCACCAACACCUCAAAAGGACUUAAUCAAUCCAAGCAUUAAACCUGAUUUAGAAAGCAAACCUGUUAAGAUCACCACCUUUUUCAUACAAGAACCCAAGUUGAGUCCCAAACAUAAUGAGAAAACCGAAGAAUCCUUACCUGUGAAAGAACUGUCCGCUCCCGCCAUUGGAUCGGAAGCCAGAAAAGCUGCACAUGUGAAACAAACAAACCCUGUGAAGCAUGAAAGCAACCCUUUACCUGCUGUAAAGAGAAAAAGAGAAACAGAGGAGGGAGGCUGGGACUUAUCUAGCAGCGAUGAUGAAGCUCCAGCAUCUGUCCCAAAAAAGGAACCCAAGAAGACGAAUAGAAGUCCUAAAAGGAAGAAGACUGAAGACAAACGUCCACCAAGCCCUCACGGCACUAGUUAUUAUAAAGAAGAGCCUGCUGAUUUCUUUGAGACCAAUUUAUUAUCUAUGAAUGACAUGUACAGAUUUUAUUUAAACAAAGUCACUGGGAUACAGAAGAAGUACAACACUGGAGCGCUGCAUAUUAAAGAAAUACUUUCUCCUAUGUUUGGGACACUGAAAAAGUCUGUGCAGUUCAAUUACUGCUUUGACAUUCCAUGGAUGGUGGAACAGUAUUCGCCAGAAUUUAGGGACAAGCCGGUUAUCAUUGUUCAUGGAGAAAAGCGAGAGUCCAAGGCUCGGUUAAUCGAACAAGCCAAACCAUAUCCACACAUUAGUUUCUGCCAGGCCAAACUGGACAUUGCAUUUGGAACACAUCAUACGAAAAUGAUGCUGCUAUGGUACGAGGAGGGAUUCAGGGUCAUCAUUCUCACCUCGAACCUCAUCCGAGCCGACUGGUACCAGAAGACACAGGGGAUGUGGAUGAGUCCUCUGUACCCCAGGUUACCGGAGGGAUGUCCAGUAACAGCAGGGGAGUCUCCCACCAACUUCAAGAGGGACCUGCUGGAAUACCUGGAAACAUACCGGGCUCCAGAGCUUGCCGAAUGGCUUGAUCGCAUCAAACAGCAUGAUCUGUCGGAGACAAGGGUGUAUCUCAUUGGAUCAACUCCAGGAAGAUAUCAAGGACCUGCUAUGGAGAAGUGGGGCCAUCUAAGAUUACGAAAGUUACUCAGCGAGCACACAUGGCCCAUGCAGAAUGAAGAGCAGUGGCCCGUGAUUGGUCAGUUCUCUAGUAUUGGCUCCAUGGGUCUUGAUAAGACUAAAUGGUUGGCAGCUGAGUUCCAGCGGACUCUCACCACACUGGGGAAGGCAGGGAAAUCAUUUGCCAGGCCAGAAACAAAGAUGCUUCUGGUUUACCCAUCUGUGGAAAAUGUGAGAACAAGUUUGGAGGGCUAUCCAGCUGGGGGAUCUUUACCUUACAGCAUACAGACAGCUCAAAAACAACUCUGGCUUCACUCAUACUUCCACGGAUGGCAUGCGGAUGUGUCUGGUAGGAGCAGUGCGAUGCCCCACAUUAAAACCUAUAUGAGGGUUUCACCAGACUACACACAGCUGGCCUGGUUCCUCGUCACAAGUGCCAAUUUGUCCAAAGCUGCCUGGGGUGCCCUGGAGAAGAACAACACUCAGAUCAUGGUGCGCUCAUAUGAGCUGGGAGUUCUCUACCUGCCUUCAGCCUUUAAUAUGAGCACAUUUCCUGUGGAGAAGAAGGUAUUUCCUGCCUCCAGCUCCUCCAGGGGCUUCCCUGUGCCCUUUGACCUUCCACCUCAGCGUUACUCCAACACAGAUCAACCAUGGAUCUGGAAUAUUCCAUACACUCAAGCCCCAGACACUCAUGGAAAUGUAUGGGUACCAUCUUAACAAUUGAAGACCCUCAGAUCGUCUCCAUUAGGUUGAAUGAACAUGGAGGUCAGGCCAUUAGCAUUUCUGAGUCUAUUUUCAGCUCAAGAUGCCGGUUCAUCUAUCCCUUAGGGGAUAUCUAAGGGAUAGAUGAAUCUUUUUUCCUAUCUUUUGGAACUUGACAUAUUUAUGAGUUCUUUGGUAGCAUAGUAUGUGUGUCAUUUGUCAAUGUUCACUCUUUAUACUGUUAUUUAGUCCUGUUUUGUUGUUGUAGACACUAUAGAGAUAAUUAGCCUUCAAUCAUACAUGUUUUUGUAAAUGACCCAAAAAUACAUUUUACAGUUAGAGAAACCAUGAACUAUGUAAUAAAUGUAUUUUUCAUUAACAGAGUCAUCAUAUGUGUUUUUACAAGAACUUGCGUAGGCAGUAUGCUGUCUUAAAACCUAGCACUCUCAAAAAUCUCAACUGAACAAUGUUUUCAAUUAAACGACCACUAACAGUGGCAUCGCCCAAAUCACGUUCCAAGCUCAAAAGCAGGUAACGUACCAUUUAUAAAAGGUAAUUUCUCAUAUCCAUGUUCAGUGUGUUUGUGAGAUUUGUUGUUUAACCAAUAUAGUCCUGAUAAAAAGAACUAAAUGAAAUGGUGAAAUCAUCUUAAAUUGGCUUUUUCUUUACUUUGCUUACCGACGUGUAUUUGGAAAUGAAUUCCAGGCAAAGCACCAAGGGCGGAUUGAUUUUUUCAUUCUUUGCUAGAGUGAUGCAGUAAUGUGCUUGUGGAGCACUAUGCUCCCUUGACAUUGGUGAUAUAUUGAAUAUGUUCAAAAUACAGAAAAUAUUGGAGCUUAUUCAUACUUAUCCUCAAAUUGUCAGGUUGCCUAGCAACAUGGGGGCACAGGAAUUCCCUGUGGCCCGUAUAUUUUAUUUUCAUGAACAAAUAUUUUGAUAGUCUAGACAUUAUUUAAUGGUUAUACUGUAUAAACUGUCAAGCAUGUCUAGACAAAAAAGUUAAAGUUAGUGUGCUUUUUGGAAUGUCUAUUCUACAUUGUGAAAUGAAAUAUUCAAUGGGGAGAACCAUCUGAAUUAUGUAUCUCUUGCACAGCCAUUUGUGACAUUUAUCAGAACUAUUUUAGACUUUGAUCGGAUAAAUAUCAGAGAGCUCUUCUCCAUUCUAAAAAGGUCUUUCAGUAUUGAUCUUAAAGAAUUUGGACAAUUCCUAAUAGAGCUGUCUGGCCUAAACAGUGACAAUCAUUUUGUGUGUACUCUAUUGAGUUACCACUGUGUUGACGAUUCCAAUUACAUCUCUGCCAUAAUUCAUGAUUUUCCCCCUCUUAUUACUAAACUCAUAAUUUAGAAUUUCAUUUGAAUAAUGUUUACACCCUGAAGUGUAUUUUUAUGUGGCGUUAGAACACAUGAAAGGUUUGUCUUGUUUGACAAAGAUAUGGUUUAAAUAUAAAUCAAAAUACAGGCUUUGAAAGAGGUAGAAUUCGAAUGAAAAAGGUAGUAACACUAUGUUACCGUGUCCUUGUUAAACAUAUUACUUGUUACAAUAUUUAAUUACUAUAGAAAAUGUAUAUUUACAAGCAGUUCCACCAAACAGUUGUAUAUUAUGUGCAUGUUGUUCAUUAGUAUUUCAAAGUAUUACUGUAAAUAGCAGAAAAACAAAAAUUAAUAGGGUAACACUUUUUUAUACUGUAUUUUUUUUUUUUACUGUUACACAUUACUUUUUACUAAAAUGAAUUACAAUAGUAUUAACUAUUAUAUUAACUGUUAUAAAUUUACAUGCAACUGCACAGUAGUUACACAGUAUGUACAUGUAGUUAAUAUUACUUGUACUUACAAAAUUACACUGUUAUACAGACACUGCAAAAUAAAGUGUGACCAUAAAUAGUUUUAGAAAUUAAAAUUAUAUUUACAAGUACAAACACCUCAUGGCCCUUAAUUUAUUAUUCUUGCUAGAGGCAAUGAGAAUAAAAUGAGGGAAAGUAAGCCACAGUCUAGGUCCAAGACCAGUCAGAGUAGGACCAUGGACAGUGAAACCUGAAUUUAUGAAUGGUCAACUAGAAAAUACAAAUAAGAAAUUGAUUGAACAGUUAUCUGAAAUAUACACUACCGAUCAAAAGUUUUGAAACACUUCACUGAAAUGUUUCUCGUGAUCUUAAAAAUCUUUUGAUCUGAAGGCGUUUGCUUAAAUGUUUGAAAUUAGUUUUGUAGACAAAAAUAUA
Molecule: messenger RNA, 4253 nt
Organism: Myxocyprinus asiaticus (Chinese sucker)
Lineage: Eukaryota; Metazoa; Chordata; Actinopteri; Cypriniformes; Catostomidae
Gene: tdp1
Product: tyrosyl-DNA phosphodiesterase 1
Exons: 16
Coding region: 184-2052 (622 amino acids)
Biological process (GO): single strand break repair; double-strand break repair
Cellular component (GO): nucleus
Molecular function (GO): 3'-tyrosyl-DNA phosphodiesterase activity; single-stranded DNA binding; double-stranded DNA binding
Source: RefSeq, a predicted model, not a curated record